Molecule: messenger RNA, 1753 nt
Organism: Symphalangus syndactylus (siamang)
Lineage: Eukaryota; Metazoa; Chordata; Mammalia; Primates; Hylobatidae
Gene: KRT39
Product: keratin 39
Biological process (GO): intermediate filament organization; epithelial cell differentiation
Cellular component (GO): cytoskeleton
Molecular function (GO): structural molecule activity
Source: RefSeq, a predicted model, not a curated record
AAGAGCCUUGGAAUUCAGACUCCGUGGAGGUGGCUUGAGCUUUUCAUCCUGGUGACCACAGACCUGGAAACAAACUAAAGCUGGACACAUACUAUGGAUGCCAAGGGCUGUACAACAACCAAUUCUCCUUCAACCCCAUGUCAAAACUGCUCUAGGAUUACAAAUGUUAGUACCAUCUCUUCUAACAACCGCUGCCAUCCUGGUGGCCUUAAAGUCAACAACUGUCAACCAGCUGGCUACAUUCUCAGAACUCCCCGAGACCAGGGCUGCCAACCCACUCCUUGCUUUUGUCACAAGCCCAUCUACCUAAUGAACAACUUUGACGCCCGUUCCUCUCUGGAUGACUGCAGCUGGUGUGGUGAAGGCAUCAACAGUAAUGAGAAGGAGACCAUGCAAAUCUUGAACGAGCGCCUUGCUAACUACCUGGAAAAGGUGCGAAUGCUAGAACGAGAGAAUGCUGAACUGGAAUCUAAAAUCAAGGAAGAGAGUAACAAAGAGCUCCCUGUUCUAUGUCCUGAUUACCUGUCUUACUACACUACCAUUGAGGAGCUCCAGCAGAAGAUCUUGUGUACCAAGGCUGAGAAUUCCAGACUGGUCUCGCAAAUUGACAACACCAAACUGACUGCAGAUGACUUGAGAGCCAAGUAUGAAGCUGAGGUGUCUCUACGCCAGCUGGUAGAGGCAGAUGCCAAUGGCCUCAAACAGAUCCUGAAUGUGCUGACCCUGGGCAAGGCCGACCUAGAGGCACAAGUCCAGUCUCUGAAAGAGGAGCUCCUUUGCCUCAAGAACAACCACAAAGAGGAAAUCAAUUCUUUACAGUGUCAGCUUGGGGAGAGACUUGACAUUGAAGUGACUGCUGCCCCUUCUGUUGACCUAAACCAGGUUCUACAAGAAAUGAGAUGUCAAUAUGAGUCCAUCAUGGAGACAAACCGCAAAGAUGUGGAACAAUGGUUCAACACACAGAUAGAGGAGCUGAAUCAACAAGUGGUGGCCAGCUCUCAACAGCAGCAAUGCUGCCAAAAGGAGAUCAUAGAAUUGAGACGCACUGUGAACACUCUGGAGGUUGAACUGCAGGCCCAGCAUCGAAUGAGAGAUUCCCAAGAGUGCAUCCUAACGGAGACAGAGGCUCGCUACACAGCCUUGCUGACCCAGAUCCAGAGUCUGAUCGAUAACCUGGAAGCUCAGCUGGCAGAGAUCCGGUGUGCCCUGGAAAGACAGAACCAAGAAUACGAGAUCCUGCUGGACAUCAAGUCCCGGCUGGAGUGUGAGAUUACCACAUACCGCAGCCUUCUGGAGAGCCUGGAUGGCAAGCGUCCCUGUUACCCGUGUGCCACCAAAUGUGAGCCUUCCCCUUGGACAUCUUGUAAGUCCGGAGCCAUGGAAAGCACGGCCCCAGCUUGCACAUCCUCAGCCCGCUGUGGCUUAAAGGAGCACUGCAAUGCCUGUGGACCCCUGUCCCGGAUACUGGUUAAAAUUUGCACCAUCACCAAGGAGAUUAAGGAUGGGAAGGUCAUUUCUUCUUAUGAGCAUGUGCAGCCUUGUUUCAUCAUCAGACCUGCCAAAGUCUAACAUCCCAAGGCGAUGAAAAUGACCCACAUUUAUGAAACAGAGGCCAACACAUGCUCCUGCCAGAGAGGUUUAAGAAAACUCCCCAGUCCCUUAAGGUACUUAGUUUCUUACUACUACAGCGGGUCCCCAUUGCUAGGUAGAAUAUCUUUUACUCUGCUCCUUCCCUAACUCACCACUGCUAACA